AUGUGGGCAAUCAAUAGCUUUCUUCCAUUUAAAACAGGUGGCCUUGACGGUAUUUUUCCGGGGCUGCUACAAAGGGGAGACACCGGGGUGCUGGCCCUGCAUCUCACAGCUAUAUACAGGGCCUGUCUAGCACACCGAUACGUGCCACUCCAAUGGAGGGAGGAGGUGAAAGUAGUAUUUAUCCCUAAGCCCGGCAACAGUGACUACACGAAUCCCAAAUCGUUCAGACCAAUAAGUCUCACAUCCUUUCUGAUGAAGACUUUAGAAAGACUUUGCGAUAGGGAUAUUAGGUGCAUAGGCCGAGCGUUAGCUGAACACAAUGUCGAUCCUACAAUUGCCGGGUGGAUAGACAACAUGUUGAGGCACAGAGUGAUACGUUUUACUGUGAACACCAGCACAAGAUGUGUGGUGGCACCUUGGAACCUUGUGGUGGACGAGCUCAUCGCGGAGCUAAACAGAAAUAAACUAUACACAGUAGGCUAUGCGGACGAUCUCGCCAUUCUAAUAACAGGUCCAUUCGAGAAUGUCCUAUGUAAUCUCAUGAUAUCUGCUUUUCAGAUAAUCGAAGAAUGGUGCACACAAUAUCGGCUAACCGCUAAUCCAUCAAAGACUGAGCUAAUACUUUUCACUAACACAUGCAAUUUUGGCAAUCUUACAUUACCAAAGUUGUUCAAUACCGAAAUAAGCCUUACUAAAGAAGUUAAAAACCUGGGGGUCAUACUGGACAGUAAGCUGCUUUGGAAUAAACACAAAGACCACAAGCUGGAAAAAGCAUGUUACGUAACAUUAGCUGUUGCUAGACGGUCACCAAAUGCAGAAUAUGUCGAGCAGUUAAUAAAAGAAACUGAUUUUGGUUCGAGGUUUUCAGACAAUUUACUAGAAGAUGCUUUCCUUGACGCAAAUGGCUUAGCAAGCAAAUAUGGUUAUCCAUUCGAGGAGCAUUCCGUAGUUACUGAAGAUGGGUAUAUUUUGGGAUUGCAUCGUAUUCCGCAUGGUCGUGACAAAAAUAAUAUCCCUGGUGAAAGGCCAGCAGUACUUGUGAUGCAUGGUCUGCUUUCGUCGUCAGCUGACUUUAUGAUCAUGGGUCCAGGAAAUGCUUUAGCUUAUAUUCUCGCAGAGGAAGGUUUUGAUGUAUGGCUUGGCAAUGCUCGUGGGAAUUACUACUCUCGAAGACAUACUUUUCUUAAUCCGAAUAAUCGAAGUCAAUCAUUUUGGGACUUUUCGUGGGAUGAAAUAGGAGAUUUGGAUCUGCCAGCUAUAAUUGACUACAUUCUGUCCGUAACCCGGCUACCAAGUAUUCACUACAUAGGCAUGUCACAAGGAACUACAUCUUUCUUCGUUAUGGGAUCAAUGAGACCAGAUUAUAAUAAGAAAAUCACAUCAAUGCAUGCUUUAGCACCUGUUGCUUACAUGGCCAAUACCAAAUCUUUAGUUUUCCGUUUAAUAUCUCCACAUGCCAAAACUAUUGCGAGAGUAUUGUCAUUCUUGGGAAUGAAAGAAAUGCUGCCAAAUAACAUUGUGUUUACAUGGCUUGGAAUAGUUUUAUGUCACGACGGUUCCCCAUUACAACCAUUCUGCUCAGCACUUUUAUUCUCCAUAGUUGGGUGGAGCCCGAACCAAUUCAAUUCCACAAUGUUCCCAGCAAAGCUCGGACAUGCCCCAGCUGGGUGUGCAAUUAACCAAUUUGUCCACUACGCUCAAAGCAUCAAUAAAAAGGACUUCAGACGUUUCGAUUAUGGAUCUAUUAGCAACAUCAAAAAGUAUGGUCAAGCUACACCUCCGAAAUAUAACUUAUCGCAGAUCACUGCACCAGUGAUUCUCCACUACUCAACCGCUGAUCCACUAUCUAAUAUUGUUGAUGUUGAAAGACUUUAUGCAGAGCUUGGGGGUCCCGCGGAAAUGAUAAAAGUACCACAUGAUCAGUUUAGUCAUAUCGAUUUUAUGUGGGGUCUCGAUGCAAAGGAAUUGCUUUUUGAUCAUGUUUUAGACAUAAUGAAGAGAUUUGAAUUAAAUGAUACCUGA
Leptidea sinapis is the source of this 2022-nucleotide messenger RNA. Its product is annotated as lipase 3-like. Gene Ontology annotation, biological process: lipid metabolic process. Lineage: Eukaryota; Metazoa; Arthropoda; Insecta; Lepidoptera; Pieridae. The record is from RefSeq and is a predicted model, not a curated record. The transcript has 7 exons. Bases 1 to 2022 code for a protein of 673 amino acids.